Messenger RNA from Pelobates cultripes (western spadefoot toad), 4577 nucleotides. The record is from the annotation of a GenBank genome assembly. NCBI's taxonomy places the organism in Eukaryota, Metazoa, Chordata, Amphibia, Anura, Pelobatidae.
AUGAUGUCCUCAUCCAAAUCAAUUGCCCUGGAGCAAUGCGGGAGAAACAAAGGCUACAUGGAGAAGGACCUCAGCGGCGUUCACCCACAAGGCGGCUGCUGUUUGCUGGAAGGACCGGAAAGAAUGGAAUCCGUCGUUAAUAUGAAAAGUGUCUGCAAAAACAUUUCAAAGCUGGGGGUUGAUGUUAUCCAUUCCAGAGAUGCUGGGAGGUAAACCCAUAUUGGCUUUAGUGCUUUCCGGAUAAACUACAGGAAGAUUUGUGUUGUAGGCCACAGCAGGCUGAGGAAGAUUCAUUGUGGGUUCCUAUUUUAAAAAUUAUGCCCUCCGCACACCUUUAGAAGCAUGAAAUGAUCACAAAUUAUUUAGGUCAGGGUCUCUUUAAGUGCUGAAAUCAUAAAUACCAUAACAAGUAACUAUUUUAGGAAUAUUAGAAUUUGGCUUAGAAAGUGCUGAUGAGAGGUGCUUCUUAAGUCAACCAGCGGAAGAUGUUUUCUCCAGUGCAAAACAUGCAUGCUGUACAUACUGCAAAAAAGCAAAUGUCCUAGUUGAUCAUCCCAACUUACUAAUAAAUGGUGUAAAUUGUGGCAGGGGUAUCGUUACACACAAAUCCAGUUAUCUCCAGAUAUCAUAUCCAUCAGGAUUGUUUAGGACUUUAGCCUAAUCUUUGUUAAUAACCUGUAAUACAAGUAUACUUAAAAGGGACACUAUAGUCACCAGAACAACUACAGCUUAUUGAAUUUGUUCUGGUGAGUAGAAUCAUUACCUUCAGGCUUUUUGCUGUAAACACUGUCUUUUCAAAGAAAAUGCAGUGUUUAUAUUACAGCCUAGUUAUAACUUCACUGGCCACUCCUCAGAUAGCUGUUAGAGAUCCUUCCUGGGUCAUGGCUGCUUAAAAUGCAUCCAAACAUUCAGUAUCUCCUCCCUCUGCAUGCAGACACUGAACCUUCCUCUUAGAGCUUCAUUGAUUCAAUUCAUCUCUAUGAGGAGAUGCUGAUUGACCAGGGCUGUGUUUGAAUUGUGCUGGCUCUGCCCCUGAUCUGCCUCUUUGUCAGUCUCAGCCAAUCCUAUGGAGAAGCAUUGUGAUUGGAUCAGGCUACCACUUCUGAUGAUGUCAGGUAAAAAAGAAACAGGGACAAAGCAAGCAGCUCCAGAUUUGAAUACAAGUAACAUUUUACUAUAUUUAGGGAGGCAUGAGGGGACCAGGGUGGCUAGAUGGUGGUUUUAACCCUAUUGGGGUAAGGAAUACAUGUUUGUGUUCCUGACCCUAUAGUGCUCCUUUAAAGGAACAUUCAAGACCCCUAAAGCCCUUUUGCUUUUUAAUAGAAGUUUGCACAUUUAUAAAUUAAACUUGUUACAUCCCUCCCCCCCCCCACCACCCACAAUUUUUGGAUAUACCCCAAUGAAAAAAAAUUACAAUUAAAUGCAUUGCAUGUUUUCAUUGGAAAUAUCUACUAAAUAGCGAUAUUUAUACGGGCAGUGGAAUGUCCCUUUAAUCAGCUGUAGCCCAGCUACUUAACUCUCAAGCCAGAAGAUAAAUGUUAAAGGACCUCAAUGAACUGGUCAAUGCAGUGGCCCUUUAGUUUUAACCCAUUAUUGUUAAAAUGGCAAUGUCUACAUUAAAGGUUUAAACACGCCUCUAGUGGCAGUCUUCCUGACAGCCACUAGAGGCGCUCCCACCUCCAUAGCACAGUAAGACGUGUUUUUUCAAUCAAAUGCUCUUGAUAGCAGAAUUUGAUUACAGAUGUGCCGUGUUUUAUUGCAUGCAUCCUCGCCCCUAGUGCGUCUCUAUAAGAAGCAUUGAAUUGGACGAGAUCGCAGGUGAUGUCAGCAGGGAUGAAGGCUGCAGCACAGGAGUCUUAGUGCUGGGUGGGUGGGGGAAGUAAGUAAGCAAAAGGAGGGGUGGGGGGUGGGGGGGUUGACAGUGACAGAAUGCAUUAAGGAAAGCCUUUAGUUCCUCCCCCAGCCCCCAAAAAUGUAUUGUUUUUAUCCAGGACUGUAGGAUCCAUUUUAAUGGGUAAACCCAUUAAAAUUGUCAAUAUACUACAAGGUAACACACUUAGGAAGUUGAUCAGCAAAUAUGAUGGCUACUUAACUUUUGCAGAUUAGCCUGUACCUUUAUCUACCAUAAGUUUCCCCGACAAACGGAGAGAGCCAAUACUAAGUUACAAUUAUAUGCAAACGACAACCACAACGAUUACUUUUUUCUUAUAUUAAAUUGUAAUUUAAUAGGCCUCUAUAUUAGCUCGAAAGUGACCGUAUAACUGUCGAAUUACCCGAUCAUUGAUGUACAUCCUAGAAGGGGGUAAUUAAAAAUUUUUUUUUAAAACACCUCGAUAGACGGCAGGUGCCAGUAGAUUCAUUAAAUGGCGGAGCACACAUUGUCCUUGCCUUGUCUUUGUUGUUUACUCUUUGUGUUUUAUUUUCUCGGCAAACUUUGCAAUGUUCCCACAAUGUUGAACAUGUUGGCUUCUGCGUAAGCCUGAAAGUUGAUGUACACUUGCUGAUUCUAUUGAGUAAAAAUAAAGAAUUUAAAAAAAAAAAAAAAAUUGUCAAUAUACUAAAGCCUACAGAUUUCCAAUGAUAAUAGGUUUACAUAUUCAGCAUGACAGUGUUUUAUUGUGCAGCAUUCUCAAGCCAUCACUUUAUUGUAGGAUGAACAAGAAACACAGGUAGUACGAUUUUUAAUAAUCAGCAGAAACAUACAAUUGGUUACUAUGGUUAUUUCGCAAAAUUUUUUGCACUUUAUCUUUGCAUUGCACCAGUUUUACUGUAUAAAUGAGGUUGAUCAGCCACAAAAUUAAAACCACUGACAGAUGAAGUGAAUAACAUUUAUUAUAUUGUUACAAUGGCAUCUGGCAAGGGGUGGAAUAUAUUAGGUAGCAAGUGAACAGUCUGUUCUUAAAUUUAAUGUGUUGUUAGCAGGAAGGAAGGUUAUGUGUCUUUAAAAAAGUUGAUUGGCACAAAUAGAUGACCAAAAAUACUUUAACAGACGAAGGCGCGUUUCACAGCGCCGAAACACGUGUUAGGCAGGCAGAAGACAGGGAGAUCAGUUAGUUCCGCUGUUAUCUUAUAUCUCAGUUAUAUCCAGAUUUGGAGGGAUUUUUUUGGCGGUGUGGUUGGGUGUUUAGAAUUUUUUCAAUGAGACUUUAGCCAUUCCAAGGGAGUGGGGCUCAUUCUCUGGCGUUUGUGUGGGUGGUCCUUCAUUUGAAGAGUUUUUCAGGCGAGGUUACUGUGUACCUCUAUGUCUACAAUUAUAUCGAUAUCCUCCACAUUUAGAUACUUUUUGCAUCGUGAGUCAGAUACUUUGUAGAAGUGUAUCCAUCUAGAGUCUCCUUAAUAGCAGCACCAGCCUUUACUAUAUCACCAGACUGUUAUGGAAGGAUAGAAUGUAAUAGGGGGGGUUUCUUCUAAUCUGCAUAAGUCAUACCUAUUUACAUGACUACAGAGUUAGUAGCCAUUUGCCCAUAAGGUAUCUCUUUAUACCCCCUGCAUUACUCUCCAGCUAUUAUUUAUUUUUCAUUCAGUCUCUCUCUGGUCUCCCUAUUUUCUCAAACUUUUUAAAUCUAUUUCUUGACUAUCUAUAUGGAUGUUCUUAAAUUUUCUUAUUAAAAGUUAUGUUUAUAUACAUAUAAUUUCAUUAGGGGGCUUCCUAUUCUGACCCUGUGGGUCUCACUCAUUUUCUAUAUAUAUAAAAGAACACAAAUAUUAAAUAUCCAUAACGCGUUUCGUCAAAAAAGACUUUUUCAAAUGGAUUUAUGCAUGUGCAUUGCUUACCUGUGGAAAAGAUGGCUGCGGGACACACUACAGGAAGAAAGACGGCCGUCAUAGACAGUGUUAUGCUCUGGUCAAUGUUCUGCUGCUGGGGAACCUUGGGUCCUGGCAAUCGUGUAAUUGUUACUUUGACAUGUAACAACUAACUAGAGAGUGUAGCAGUCCAUGUACACCCCUUCAUGGAAGUAGUGUUCCCUAAUGGCAUAUUAUGUUGUGGCUGAUUCAUGUAUAAUAAUGUUGAGUAAAAGUAAAGAAACUUCUGAAAGUGCAGCAAACCGGAAGAACAGGCCAUUGGUUUCCAUGAAGGUGCCUCAGCGUACUGUUGCACUUUUUUAUUAUACAUAAUCCAUACACUAUCACUAGCCCCCUGGUAUCUUUUCAUAGAUUGGGGUGAGAUAAGAGAAACAUUAAUAAAUUAAUCAUAAGCAUAAUAUGCAAAUUGUUUCACCAAUUUAGGUUUUUAAACUGGGGAAAUAAAACCCAUACAGCACUGCAGAAAAAAAACUAGACUUAAAACAAUCUGACAAGGUUUGUUUUGUACUGAAAAUUGCAAAGAAUUUACAGUAAAAGUAAUGAAAAAGGCAAAAUACAAUUUAACCUGUGUAUCUUUCAUCUUUUUAGGUAUCUUUGUGACUAUACCUAUUACAUGUCGUACCACGGACAGGGAAGAGCAGUAUUUAUCCAUUGCCACCAUUAUCUACAACCUGGACAGUGCAGAAACCGGCUCAAUCAUGGCAUCUGAUUAUUCAAGAGAUGCUAAGACAUCUUGCUUUGGAAACUUCCACCUCACAGAGAUCCUGAUUUAA